Molecule: messenger RNA, 3507 nt
Organism: Penicillium brevicompactum
Lineage: Eukaryota; Fungi; Ascomycota; Eurotiomycetes; Eurotiales; Aspergillaceae
Exons: 7
Coding region: 1-3507 (1168 amino acids)
Cellular component (GO): kinesin complex
Molecular function (GO): protein binding
Source: RefSeq, a predicted model, not a curated record
AUGGCUAAUCAGAGAAAGUCGAACGUCUUCCGGGUGACAGGCUUGUUGAAGGAACAGCCCGAUGGGGAUCUCGAGACCACAUUACGGGAGGCCCUCAACGACAACUUCACCAACGAGGAGAGAUCGUGUAUCACGGCUGCGAUCACAAUCGUACCUUCAUGCUACGAAAGUGUCACACAGAGAGUGGCGCUGGUACAGUUUCGCGGCGGGUUGCCUCAGUUCCUCCAUAGCCUCGAUCCGCUCGGAGACUGGCAGGUUGAGAUGGAAGACGAUGAUAUCAACUUUGACUGCCACUUCUUUGGAUUUACUCAGCUCUAUACGCUGGACGAAAAUAAGCCCGUGGAUGCAGAUAUUAUUGCGAUCGCCGGACUCGAUGGACAUGCGUACGGAUCGUGGCAAGGAAGAGGAAAUCUCGGUCGCAUGUGGCUCCGGGACUUCCUGUCGAAGGAUCUGCCGCAGUGUCGCACAAUGAUCUACGGGUACAACUCCAAGCUGUCGAGCCACGGAGUCGGUACGAUCCUCGACUACGGGCGAGAGCUGAUGGAGGAGAUCAAGAAAAUCAGGAAUACAAAGGAGCUCCAGCAGAGACCUUUGAUUUUCAUCGCGCACAGUUUUGGAGGCAUUAUCGUGGCUCACUGCCUGGUCAGGGCCAUCCAGACGAUGGAGGAAGACCACCCGGCGAUCACGUCGCUGCAUCGAGCCACGUACGGCAUGAUCCUCUUCGCCAUCCCACAUAAAGGAUUAGUGAUGGACGAUAUCCAGCAGAUGCUAGCAGGGGAUAAGAGUUAUCUGCGAGAGCAACUACUGCGACAGAUUUCUAGCAACUCGGAUAUCCUGAUCCAUCAACUGGCCGACUUUAAAAAUCUCAUCCGGGACCGCAAAGUGGUCAGCUUCUAUGAGACAGAGCAGACGAAGCGGUUGGUAUUAGACUCGGAAAGCGGACGUUGGAAACGCACUGGGGAAUUCAUGACAACGGUUGACACAGACUCGGCUCUUCUUCAGCUUCCCGACCACGUAGAAGACAAGGUGCCGCUGCAUGCAGAUCACUCAAUGAUCGUGAAAUUCGACAAGCGUGAUGCGGCCGGGUAUCAAACGGUGCGCGACAGACUUCAACAAUUCUCGAAGGACGCACCAUCGUUGGUGGCGGCUCGGUUUACACAGACGCGUCAGAAGCCUCAGCCGUGCUCUACGGUGCCUUUUAAGAGGGACUCAACAUUUGUGGGCCGUGAAGCCAAGAUCAGUGCGAUCAAGGAAAAACAUGGGAUGAUCGGCCAGCGUCACGAGCGGGUAGCACUCGUGGGGCUUGCCGGCGUUGGAAAAACCCAGACAGCCAUCGAGUAUUCUUAUCGCGUGCGAGAUGCAACACCAGACAUCUGUAUUUUUUGGAUCCACGCCAGCAAUGCAGCGCGGUUGGAACAGGGCUAUCAGGAGAUUGCCACAGUUGCAGAGAUUCCGGGACAGGACGAUCCAAAGAUCAAUAUCCUUCAGCUCGUGUACCAGUGGUUGCGUGAUCCACAAAAUGGUUGCUGGCUGAUGGUAUUAGAUAAUGCGGAUGACCAUGGUAUCUUUUUCAAUGCCACUGAAUCCAAUGAACGAGGGCCACUGGAGAGGUUCCUGCCCCAGGCCGCGCAUGGAUCAAUCCUGGUCACGUCCCGAAAUGGUCUUGCCGCACGGAAUCUGGUGGGGAGCGAUGGGCAUGUGAUUGACGUUCAGCCAAUGAACGAGGAAGAGUCGCUUGCCCUUUUACGGGCAAGAAUUCCGGCCCCCCAAUCUGGAGAGGACGAGAAGGCACUGGUCCAGGCACUUGAAUACAUUCCGCUGGCAAUCACUCAGGCGGGAUCCUAUAUUGCCAACCGGUCGCCACUUAUUACCGUCUCCACAUAUCUUCGACUUUUCCAUGAAAGCGAAUCGAAGCGGACACGGCUUCUUCAAAAUGAGGAUUCCACAGAUCUCCGUCGCGAUCCCAGCAUUCGGUAUGCGGUGAUCACCACGUGGCAGAUCUCGUUUGAGCAGAUUUGUCAGGAGCGGCCCGCGGCGACAGAUCUCCUAGCGUUGAUGAGUAUGUUCGAUCGGCAGGGAAUCCCGGAGGACUUGGUGCGCGAGUCUGAACAAGAUGAGCUAGACUUCCACGAUGCAUUGGUACCGCUGCUCAAUUAUUCUCUGAUCCAACUGGAAAUUAACGAACGGUUGUUUAACAUGCAUCGCCUAGUGCAGUUAUCGGUCCGAGCGUGGCUGGAGAUGCACCAGCAGCUCUACAGCUGGCAGGCCAAAUCACGAGGGAUUGUGGCACGGGUGUUUCCAGAUGGCAACUACGAAAGUUGGACAAAAUGUCGAUCGCUCCUAGCGCAUGCCAAGAGUGUGCUGAAUUCUAUAUGUGACUUAGAGGGUGAAGAUCGAUUAAAUACCGCUACCCUCUUAUCUAAUUGUGGAUUGUUUCUAGAUCUUCAAGGAGCUUAUAAAGAGGCAGAAGCGAUGUACCGACAGGCGUUGGAAGUACGAGAGAAGGUAUUUGGACGCGAGCAUCCCGACACGCUUGCCAGUGUCAAUGACCUUGCCUCAGUCUUUGAAAGGCAAGGGAAAUAUGAAGAGGCGGAAGCGAUGCAUCGACGGGCGUUUGAAGCACGAGAGAAGGUGCUUGGACGCGAGCAUCCCGACACGCUUGCCAGUGCCAAUAACCUUGCCUCAGUGCUUGACAUGCAAGGGAAAUAUGAAGAGGCCGAAGUCAUGCACCGACGGGGAUUGCAAGGAUGCGAAGAGGUGCUUGGACGCGAGCAUCCUCACACGCUCACCAGUUUUGGUCACCUUGCGUCGGUGCUCGGCAGCCAAGGGAAAUAUGAAGAGGCCGAAGCAAUGCAUCUACGGGCGUUGGAAGGGAGUGAGAAGGUGCUUGGACGCGAGCAUCCCUCCACCCUCAUCAGUGUCAAUAACCUUGCCUUGGUGUUUGACAUGCAAGGGAAAUAUGAAGAGGCCGAAGCAAUGCAUCUACGGGCGUUGGAAGGGAGUGAGAAGGUGCUUGGACGCGAGCAUCCCGACACGCUUACCAGUUUGAGUAACCUUGGCUUGGUGCUUGACAGCCAAGGGAAAUAUGAAGAGGCCGAAGUAUUGCAUCGACGGGCGUUGGAAGGGAGUGAGAAGGUGCUUGGACGCGAGCAUCCCGACACGCUUGCCAGUGUCAAUAACCUUGCCUCAGUGCUUGACAUGCAAGGGAAAUAUGAAGAGGCCGAAGUCAUGCACCGACGGGCGUUAGAAGCCCGAGGGAAGGUGCUUGGACGCGAGAAUCCUCAGACUCUCACCAGUGUCAAUAACCCUGGCUUGGUGCUUGACAGCCAAGGGAAACAUGAAGAGGCAGAACCGGCGCAUAUACGGGCACAGACUGUGAAUUCUAGUACUCUCAUGCAGCAAGGAAUCCUGUCUAGGAAAAUAUUCUCCACUUCUCAUCCGUUGCUUCAAUUGUCGCAAAAGCAUCUUCGAUCACUGGGAGAGCAACAUGACCGUGAUGUCGACUGA